AUGACCUCCGUGAACGCGAGGCCCGUUGGCGUGGGGUACUACUUCGGCGGCGGGGCGAGGUGCCAACGACGGUCGCGGGUGCGGGUGUCGGCCGCGCCCGCGAGGGCGGCGACGAUGUACGAGGUGCUGGCCGUGGAGGAGACGGCGGGGCCCGAUGAGAUCAAGGCGGCGUAUCGGCGCGCCGCGCGGCGGUGGCACCCGGACGCGUGCCCCGGCGGCGCCGACCGCUUCAUGGCAGCGCGGGAGGCCUACGAGGUGCUGUCCGACCCGGAGCGCAGGCGCGGCUACGACGUCCAGCUCCGCUGCGGCGCCCGCUUCGGCGACGCCGGGUACCGCGCGGCACGCCGCGCCGGGUUCGCCGACUGGGAGGCGCAGCUGGCCGGGCUACAGUGGUGCGCGGCGGAGCGCCGCGGGCGCGCCAGCGGGGAGACUUGGGGCAGCAGGAUGCGCCGGGCGGCCGCCCCGGUAGCGGCGUCGCCGGUGGCUGGCCCUUGA
Molecule: messenger RNA, 495 nt
Organism: Miscanthus lutarioriparius
Lineage: Eukaryota; Viridiplantae; Streptophyta; Magnoliopsida; Poales; Poaceae
Source: the annotation of a GenBank genome assembly